AUGCCAAGGCCGAACGAAUCAGAGGAGACCUUCGAGGAUUGGGUGUAUCCGGAAUCACGAGCCCAGAAUCGCAUAUCCAAGAAGGCCCUAGAGUUUUACGAGAGGAAUUACGGGUUUAAACGACCCUUGAACGUUCUGUGUUCCUCAUCGUUUUUAAAAAAAUGGCGGUCUGCUGGAGAGAUUGAAAAGCGUCUGUUAAGUGUUCUUGGCAAGAAAGCCGUCGUUUGGGCUACUAAUUGCGUCCUCCAGGAAUUGGGCGGAGGAGGGUAUGAGGGCAAAGUUUACAGCUGUGAUCAUCAAUCCACAACUGGGAAAUCGUGCUUACAUCAAAUUGCAAAGCAGGAAAGCAGCAAACAUCUAUUUGCCACCGAUAAUACGUACUUCGGCAAGACUCUCCUAAAGCUUGCCGGGGUCCCAGUUAUUUUGUUGCAGAGGAGGGCUCUGAUGUUGAAGAAACCGUCCGGGGCACAGCGCGCCUUCGCGAAGGAAAGGAAGGCGGCAAGGAUGGCUGAGGCUGAGGCACAGCCAAAGGAAGGCUGAAUCCCAAUCGCAUUAGUUUAAUGGAUUUUUUUCUUAGACGUUAUAGUCUAGAAUUACAGAACAUAAGAAGUUGUGCGAAUUACAGACUGUUGUACAUUGACCUCCUUUGAAAACUUAAUCAAAACUUGCAUGUUAUCUCUGUGAA
Molecule: messenger RNA, 685 nt
Organism: Ipomoea triloba (trilobed morning glory)
Lineage: Eukaryota; Viridiplantae; Streptophyta; Magnoliopsida; Solanales; Convolvulaceae
Exons: 3
Coding region: 1-540 (179 amino acids)
Cellular component (GO): small-subunit processome; nucleolus
Molecular function (GO): small ribosomal subunit rRNA binding
Source: RefSeq, a predicted model, not a curated record